AAAGAACACAGAAGGUUCCUCCCCUUGAGCCUUUGCCAGCUUCUUUUACUCCACCCCUCCUUAAACCCCGGCCCAACACAUACCAUUCUAGAGCUCCUAAUAUAGACCCAGCUGCUUUGUAGCAAAGGGUAACAAACCAGUCACCAGCAUUUGCUGCUGUAAAACCAACUUUUCCCAUGGAAUUAUGGAGCCUCUUUCACAGGUGUCAGAAGAGAAGCAGGAAAUACAGAAGCAAGAGAUUGAUGCCACAGUCUACUUGAAUUUCAUGAAAAGUCACUGUUGCUAUGAUGUCAUUCCAACCAGCUGCAAACUGGUCAUAUUUGAUACUACAUUACAAGUAAAAAAGGCCUUUUUUGCACUGGUUGCAAAUGGCUUAAGGGCUGCACCUCUGUGGGACAGUAAAUUGCAAAAGUUUGUGGGAAUGCUGACUAUAACAGAUUUCAUCAACAUCCUCCAUUGCUAUUACAAGUCUCCCAUGGUCCAAAUGUAUGGGCUGGAGAGCCACAGGAUUGAGACAUGGAGAGGUGAUUCACCUCAAAAUGUCUACUUAAAGUAUCCGAAUCAUUUACUUGUUAGUAUUUCUCCAGACGCCAGCCUCUUUGAUGCCAUCUAUUCCUUACUCAGACACAAAAUCCACAGGCUGCCUAUCAUCGAUCCAGAGUCUGGAAAUGUCUUGCACAUUCUGACCCACAAAAGAAUCCUCAAGUUCCUCCAUCUAUUUGGUAAAAAGCUUCCCAGGCCCGUAUUCCUCCAGAGGCAGAUCCAGGAACUUGGGAUAGGAACUUUCAGAAACAUUGCCACAGUUCAGCAAACAGCAACACUUUAUGAUGCUCUCUCAAUAUUUGUAGAAAGGCGGGUCUCAGCACUCCCUGUGGUGGAUGAACAAGGCAGAGUGGUGGCACUCUACUCAAGAUUUGAUGUCAUUAAUCUUGCAGCCCAGAAGAUUUAUAACAAUCUGGACAUGUCGAUGCGGGAAGCCAUUCACAGGCGCUCAUGUUAUGUCGAGGGUGUGAUCAAGUGUCAUGCUGAUGAAACUUUGGAAACUAUUAUAGACCGAAUAGUCAAAGCUGAGGUCCAUCGGCUGGUCUUGGUGGACAAGGCUGAUGUAGUAAAGGGCAUCGUCUCUCUGUCAGACCUGCUGCAGGCCAUGGUCUUAACCCCUGCAGGUAUCGAUGCCCUUGUGUCAUAACGCCAGAAGACAGAGGUUUCCCCUCUCCUCCGUUACUUGUCUGUGUAUGCUUGAGUCCUGGCAGUGAAUCGUGACAGAAAUUGACAAGAGAGAUGAUAAGAGGACAAGAAAUUUCCCGGCUGUGAUGCAGUUUCUAUUUAAAUGUCUUCCACAAUCAAUGACUUUGUCAAAUAUUAUUGGACAGCGUAAUUUGAUGCCCUAAUAUAUCUUCAGAACAAACCCCCUGCCAAAAAAAAAACACUAAAAAUAUCCCUAAUGACUCAGUUUGUCCAAACUGAUUAAUGUUUACAAUAUACUAUAUUUCUGCAAUAAAUUAACUGCUUAUUUUUUUCAAAGUACAUCAUGAAACUGUAUGUUUUUAUAGCAUAUAGAACAUAUGUUGUAUUUAAAACUAAUAAUAAUAAUAAUUCUUUUAAAACUGACAGAAGCUGCAGAGAUUUUGCAGGUCUAGUGUGCGUGUGUCUGUGCGCGCUCGAGCGUGUGUUCACCUUUAUGUAACAUCGUUUUAACACUUCUCAACUCUCAGCAGGACCUGUAACCACAUGGUGGUAGACUUACAGGUUUUCUUUAACCCUGUCCUCCCGACAUGGUAAACAAGGAAACACGUGACCACGUUUUUUUUUCCUUUUUUUUUCUUUCUUAUCUAUGACGGUCUUAUCGUCCAUCCGCCCAUCUGGACUGCUACCAUUGCGAUUUUAACUAGCUUAAAUAUUUAAGAACAAAAACGGAAGUAAAUAUUGUCUUCAGAUUAAAA
This is a messenger RNA of Melanotaenia boesemani (Boeseman's rainbowfish), 1943 nucleotides long. RefSeq names its product protein kinase, AMP-activated, gamma 3a non-catalytic subunit (gene prkag3a). Lineage: Eukaryota; Metazoa; Chordata; Actinopteri; Atheriniformes; Melanotaeniidae. Bases 185 to 1189 code for a protein of 334 amino acids. The transcript is spliced from 13 exons. The record is from RefSeq and is a predicted model, not a curated record.